Lecanosticta acicola is the source of this 1305-nucleotide messenger RNA. The record is from the annotation of a GenBank genome assembly. NCBI's taxonomy places the organism in Eukaryota, Fungi, Ascomycota, Dothideomycetes, Mycosphaerellales, Mycosphaerellaceae.
AUGGUUGCCAAAGACGCACCGAUUCAGAUUCUGGGUGCGGGCGCAUGGGGUCUGUCAACAGCGCUGCAUCUGAGCAACGCCGGCUACACCAACCUCUGCGUAUACGAGCGAGCAGAGAAGAUCCCUUCGCAAUACUCUGGUGCCUAUGAUCUCAACAAGAUCGUGCGAGCAGAAUACGAAGAUGCUUUCUACACCAAGUUAGCCCUAGACGCCAUCGAAGGCUGGAAAACUCCUCUCUUUGGUCCAUACUUUCACCAGACCGGCUACGUCGUUGCCACUACUGGACGAGCGCCCGCAAAAGCAGUCGAGCAUCUUGAGGCAGCAUUAGCAACCAUUCAGAAGGAUCCAGUGUUCGCACCCGGAAUCCGAAGAUUAGAUGGCGCCAAGGACUUCAAAGAGUACACCUGGCAGUACUCGGGACCUCUGACCGGGUUCAAGGGCUACUACAACCGAUUAGCAGGCUACGCGCACUCUUCAGACACUCUGGCAGGUCUUUGGGAGCACUGCGCGAGGAUGGGAGUGAAAUUUGUUCUCGGCGAGAAGGCUGGCAAGGCAGUCAGAUUGGUGUAUUCCGGCAAGAAGGUAGUUGGCGUGGAGACCGCAGAUGGCAAGAUCCACAAGGCAGACUUGACGAUCGUUGCACUGGGAGCACACGGGGCCUCUCUUCUCCCGGGACUGGGCAGAUUCGUGCAGGCUCGUUCGUGGUCUGUAGCCCACGUCCAGCUCACCGAACAAGAGUGCAACCUUCUCCGCGGCAUUCCAACAACCAACGUGCGAGAUCUUGGAUUCUUCUUCGAGCCAGAUCCCAAGACAAGGCUGUUCAAGAUAUGUCCUCUCGGCAUCGGCUUCACAAAUACUGGCUCGAACGGCAUCUCGUUACCGCCGCCUGAUAGAUUGCCGCCUCCACAAGACUUCAUCCCAAAGGAAGAUGAGCAGAAGCUGCGGCAGCUCCUGAGAGAAACGUUCCCCUGGAUGGCUGAUAGGCCCUUUGUGGACCAGAAACUGUGCUGGUUCGCGGACACAGCGGAUUCAGACUACUGUAUCGACCAUGUACCAGGCACCGACCAGUCCGUCAUUGCACUGUCUGGAGACUCCGGGCACGGAUUCAAGAUGAUGCCUGUGUUUGGCAAGUGGGUUGUAGAUCUGAUUAACAAGGGCGGACAGGACAUCGAGCGCUGGCAAUGGAAGAACGAGGACCUGAACGGAAAGAACUGGGGUGAAUCCGUGAGCUGGAGAGUUGGAAAGGGAGCUGAGCUGAGGGAGCUCAUCGCCGCGAAGGACAGGCUGGUUCGCGCGAGAUUGUAG